AUGAAAGCACCCGAGGAAAUCACUAAAGCCCAAGGUAGCAGCAAUGACACAAAUGGUAUCGCUGGUCCACGGAAGCGGCGACCGCCAAAGCUAGCAAAGCGAACAACCCCUUCGGACGGCCAAAGUGAAGGAAGCCAGCAGAGACAAAAUGGCAGUUCAGAUAUAUCAAAUUCCAAUUACUUCUCCGAGGUUCCAAAUGGAAUGCCACAACAGGAACGUCAACCUUUGGAUACGCCGAGCCAGGCGCAAACGCCCGAGAAACCACAGGCAUCCCCGCGGUCCGCGGUACGGCGUCAACGCACGACUGUCCGUCGAAAUUCAGCACAAUCAACCGAACCAGAUCAAGCCGAAGUCAUUACACAGGAGCAAAGACCAGAUAGUUCAGGAUUACAGAAACGAGAGACACGCGUGCGGAGAAUGCUAAGUCCUGAGGUUCAAAAUCAAGAAGUUGUUUCGGCAUCAGAUCCACACCCUGGGAGAUGGGAAGAGCCUCUUCCAAAUAGCACGAAUUCAACCGCACGCCAAGUGGUAGAGACCACUGAAGCAGUGCAAAGUGAGAAAGGAAAGGAUCAGUUGAAACUCAGGUUGGAUUUGAAUCUUGAUGUUGAGAUUGAACUGAAAGCCAAGAUUCGUGGAGAUUUGACUCUUCAAUUACUCCAAUAA
Penicillium macrosclerotiorum is the source of this 663-nucleotide messenger RNA. RefSeq lists its product as uncharacterized. Bases 1 to 663 code for a protein of 220 amino acids. Lineage: Eukaryota; Fungi; Ascomycota; Eurotiomycetes; Eurotiales; Aspergillaceae. The record is from RefSeq and is a predicted model, not a curated record. The transcript has a single exon.